AUGGUACAGGUCCGCAAAGGAAAUUAUGUUUCUAAAAAACCAGUAGUAGUUGUAGAUUAUAACAAAGGAAAAGGUAUUGUAGAUUUAUCAGAUCAGAUGAGUGCAUAUUCCACACCCCACAGACGAACCCUCAAAUGGUAUUUAAAAUUAGCUUUGGACUUAUUAUUGAAUUCUGCAGUCACAAACGCGAUGAUACUGUAUCAACAAGCAACGAACACAAAAAUCAAGGUAACAGAAUUUAGAAUGGCACUCGCAAUGCAUCUUACACAGGGUCAUUCCCCAGUACUGUCAAAUACACCUGUUCGACGAAGAUUGCGGCAUGAAUUGCGAAAAAAAGAAGGGCGAGCGUACCUGGAACGAAAAUUUUGUAAAGAAUGUUACAAAAAAAAUUYCAACAUGUUUGGAUCAAAAAUUGCUAAAAAUAAGACCAAGAAGGUGACCACUUAUUGUCCGGAUUGUAUUGGUGCGCCACAUUUAUGUUCAAAGUGCUUUAACAAAGUGCACCGUUAG
Molecule: messenger RNA, 510 nt
Organism: Polistes dominula (European paper wasp)
Lineage: Eukaryota; Metazoa; Arthropoda; Insecta; Hymenoptera; Vespidae
Source: RefSeq, a predicted model, not a curated record